Messenger RNA from Peromyscus eremicus (cactus mouse), 3806 nucleotides. It is a transcript of the gene Tp63, whose product is annotated as tumor protein p63. Gene Ontology annotation, cellular component: nucleus. Gene Ontology annotation, molecular function: DNA-binding transcription factor activity, RNA polymerase II-specific; protein binding; RNA polymerase II cis-regulatory region sequence-specific DNA binding. Gene Ontology annotation, biological process: protein tetramerization; regulation of transcription by RNA polymerase II; apoptotic process. NCBI's taxonomy places the organism in Eukaryota, Metazoa, Chordata, Mammalia, Rodentia, Cricetidae. The record is from RefSeq and is a predicted model, not a curated record. Bases 129 to 1889 code for a protein of 586 amino acids. The transcript has 12 exons.
GGCACCUGAAUUCUGUUAUCUUCUCAGAAGAUUCGUAGUGAAAGGCUCUCAGAGGGGGUUGGGGGGGGGCUGGCCAAACCCUGGAAACAGAAGAAAGAAGAGCAGCCUUGACCAGUCUAACUGCUAACAUGUUGUACCUGGAAAACAAUGCCCAGACUCAAUUUAGUGAGCCACAGUACACGAACCUGGGGCUCCUGAACAGCAUGGACCAGCAGAUUCAGAACGGCUCCUCGUCCACCAGCCCCUACAACACAGACCAUGCGCAGAACAGCGUGACGGCGCCCUCGCCCUAUGCGCAGCCCAGCUCCACCUUUGAUGCCCUCUCUCCGUCCCCUGCCAUCCCUUCCAACACAGACUACCCAGGCCCACACAGCUUCGAUGUGUCCUUCCAGCAAUCAAGCACGGCCAAGUCUGCCACCUGGACGUAUUCCACAGAACUGAAGAAGCUGUACUGCCAAAUCGCGAAGACGUGCCCCAUCCAGAUCAAGGUGAUGACCCCGCCCCCACAGGGUGCUGUCAUUCGUGCCAUGCCUGUCUACAAGAAAGCCGAGCACGUCACUGAGGUCGUGAAACGGUGCCCUAACCACGAGCUGAGCCGCGAGUUCAAUGAGGGACAGAUUGCCCCUCCUAGUCAUUUGAUUCGAGUAGAAGGAAACAGCCACGCCCAGUACGUAGAAGAUCCUAUCACAGGAAGGCAGAGUGUGCUGGUCCCUUAUGAGCCACCCCAGGUUGGCACUGAAUUCACAACAGUCCUGUACAAUUUCAUGUGCAACAGCAGCUGUGUCGGAGGAAUGAACCGCCGUCCAAUUUUAAUCAUUGUUACCUUGGAAACCAGAGAUGGGCAAGUCCUGGGCCGACGGUGCUUUGAGGCCCGGAUCUGUGCUUGCCCCGGAAGAGACAGGAAGGCCGACGAAGACAGCAUCAGAAAGCAGCAGGUGUCGGACAGCGCAAAGAACGGUGAUGGUACGAAGCGCCCUUUUCGUCAGAAUACGCAUGGCAUCCAGAUGACUUCUAUCAAGAAACGAAGAUCCCCAGAUGAUGAACUGCUAUACUUACCAGUGAGAGGUCGUGAGACUUACGAAAUGUUGCUGAAGAUCAAGGAGUCCCUGGAGCUCAUGCAGUACCUUCCUCAGCACACAAUCGAAACUUACAGGCAGCAGCAGCAGCAGCAGCACCAGCACUUACUUCAGAAACAGACCUCGAUGCAGUCUCAGUCUUCAUAUGGUAACAGCUCCCCACCUCUGAACAAAAUGAACAGCAUGAACAAGCUGCCUUCCGUGAGCCAGCUUAUCAACCCACAGCAGCGCAACGCCCUCACCCCUACCACCAUGCCGGAGGGCAUGGGAGCCAACAUUCCUAUGAUGGGCACUCACAUGCCGAUGGCUGGAGACAUGAAUGGACUCAGCCCCACCCAAGCCCUCCCUCCCCCGCUCUCCAUGCCCUCCACCUCCCACUGCACCCCCCCACCUCCGUACCCCACAGAUUGCAGCAUUGUCAGUUUCUUAGCAAGGUUGGGCUGUUCAUCAUGUCUGGACUAUUUCACGACCCAGGGGCUGACCACCAUCUAUCAGAUUGAGCAUUACUCCAUGGAUGAUUUGGCAAGUCUGAAGAUCCCUGAGCAGUUCCGACAUGCCAUCUGGAAGGGCAUCCUGGACCACAGGCAGCUGCACGACUUCUCCUCACCCCCGCAUCUCCUGAGGACCCCAAGCGGCGCCUCUACAGUCAGUGUGGGAUCCAGUGAGACCCGUGGUGAACGCGUGAUUGAUGCUGUGCGCUUUACUCUCCGCCAGACCAUCUCUUUCCCACCCCGUGAUGAAUGGAAUGACUUCAACUUUGACAUGGAUUCCCGUCGCAACAAACAGCAGCGGAUCAAAGAGGAAGGGGAAUGAGCGGCCAUUGCUGGGCUCUUUGCGUCUUCUUCCACCUCCCAGCCCCAACAGGGCACAUCUGCUUGAUCUUCAAAGCAUUCUUGCUAGCUCUUCUGAUUUUCCUUCUCAGUCUGGUUUCUAAAGGGACGGAGAAGUAAGAGGCGGCCUGUCGCCUAAAGUCUGACCUGUUACUUGAUUCUGAUUCUGGCUUUAAGCCUUCCAAACUCUUGCUUGUAGGAUGCGUUGUCAUUGCUAGAUAGAAGUUAGCAAAGAAGCAGCGGGUCUCUUUAAGCAGUGGAGAACUCUCAUUGACUUUUAUAAAGCAUUUUCAGCCUUAUAGUCUAAGACUAUAUAUAUAUAAAUAUAAAUAUAUAAAUAUACAAUAUAUAUUUUGGGUGGGGGCAUUGAGUAUUGUUUAAAUGUAAUUUAAUGGAAAUUGAGUUGCACUUAUCAACUUCUUUGAAAUUUGUUUGUUUUGGAUGACUGAUCUGUACCCCCUUACUCAGGGGUAUCAUGUAUGGUGACAGAUAUCUAGAGUUGAGUGGUCUAUGUGAGUAACAGUGAUGUACAGGUCCUCUUGGUUCUUUGGAUGUUUAGCGUUUAGCAUUUAGCACAUCAAACCUAUGGAUACAUCCAGCGUGUUUACCAUUGCUCACUAUGAGGUAAAGCUGUAUAUAUGUACACAGUUUUCUCUGUCAGUAUAUUUUAUGUUACUGGUGUCCAUCCCAGUUAGGCUGAUUCACUCUGUGGCUAUUACAAGCAAAAUUUCAUGUUCACUUUGUCACAUGUUAUAGGAAAGGACAAUCUCUCCUGCUUUUGUUUGAGAAUGAGGAAUGCAGUUUAUUCUGGAAAUUCUUAAAUGGCCCAAGUCAGCCAUUCCAAAUAUCUGAUGGGAUAUAGCCAAAUAUAGCAAUGGCCCCUUGAAAUUUAAGGCCCAACACUCUAGUAUUUAUUAGGAAAAUAUUUGCUGCCAUUAGAGUAGCCUUAAAAGUAAAUUUCCCUACUAGGCUGAUCAAGUAAAAUACACAUUCACUGCUUUUGUAAGAAUUUAGGCCAAUUAGUCAGGAUGAGUGGAAAUUAAAUAGUUUUUAUGGGAAGUUGUAGUACCUAUUAGGAAUAUUCAGGAUAAACAAGCAUGACUCAAAAAUACUGAAUCUCCACUAAAAAAGAAAGAUGUCCCAUCAAACUAUGAAUUUACAUUCCUUUUGAAGCAUGGAGUGAUGCUUGGGAAAUACACCUUUUAAGGACUUUCCUAUCCAUAAGACACUGCAUGCAGAGACUAGUUUACCUCUCUUCAAGGCCUAAAAUAAGAGUAGUGGGUUGGAAAAUCCAAACUUAGGCAUGCAGUUUUCAUGUGCCAUGAGCUGGGCUACUGUUAUUUUCUUCUGAACUACCAAAGCUCCAUUGCUUUGGAAAGCAGGCUUGAAGAUCCAGUUUUCCACCCAGCUCCUUCCAGGCUAUGCGUAGACACAGAAAUGUCCACAAAUCAAGGAAAACGCUUUUCACUAAAACUGUUUAAGGCACACCAACACAGACUUGUUUUCCACUUUGUGAAAGUACGCAGCAGUUAGUGUUCCUCCUAGAUGCUUUGGAAACAUUUUGAGACAAAUCUCUUUCUUCCGGAUCUAAAACUUGUGUUAUGUAUAUGCUAAUGAGCUCUACAACCCUCCCAUCUAUUUUGGUAAAGGGCUGCCAUUCAUUGUGCAUGAGAACUCAUUUUUAUUUUAAAGUGCAAAUGGGCAAAUACGCCUCUGAAAUGUAAUGUAUGGAUUUCACCAGAAAAUCUUAUAUUGUGUAUGUGCGUGUGUGAAAUUGCAUACUAUGCUGUUUUUGCUUGUUUUGGUUUUCUCUUUGGGAUAGUUGGGUUUUCCAGAACCACAGCUGAAACUUUUUUGUUGUUACUGUUUUUCUAUUUUUUUUUUUUUUUUUUUUUUGCAA